Molecule: messenger RNA, 4133 nt
Organism: Meriones unguiculatus (Mongolian gerbil)
Lineage: Eukaryota; Metazoa; Chordata; Mammalia; Rodentia; Muridae
Gene: Csnk2a1
Product: casein kinase 2 alpha 1
Biological process (GO): protein phosphorylation
Cellular component (GO): protein kinase CK2 complex; cytosol; nucleus
Molecular function (GO): ATP binding; protein serine/threonine kinase activity
Source: RefSeq, a predicted model, not a curated record
CUAAACUUCCUACCUGCAGACCCGUUUGAAGAAAGCAGGUCUGAAACAAGGUCUUAUCCACUUCUGCUUCUGAACAGUGACUGACAGAUCUUCAAACAUCAAGUUCAGCUUUGUCCGUCAACCUGUCUGACAUGUCGGGACCCGUGCCAAGCAGGGCCAGAGUUUACACAGACGUUAACACGCACAGACCCCGAGAAUACUGGGAUUAUGAGUCACAUGUGGUGGAGUGGGGAAAUCAAGAUGACUACCAGCUUGUGCGAAAAUUAGGCAGGGGCAAAUACAGUGAAGUGUUUGAAGCCAUCAAUAUCACAAAUAAUGAAAAAGUUGUUGUUAAAAUUCUCAAGCCAGUAAAAAAGAAGAAAAUCAAGCGUGAAAUAAAGAUUUUAGAGAAUUUGAGAGGUGGUCCCAACAUCAUCACACUUGCAGACAUUGUAAAAGACCCUGUGUCACGAACCCCUGCCUUGGUUUUUGAACAUGUAAACAACACAGACUUCAAGCAACUGUACCAGACGUUAACAGAUUAUGACAUUCGAUUUUACAUGUAUGAAAUCCUGAAAGCCCUGGAUUAUUGUCACAGCAUGGGGAUUAUGCACAGAGAUGUGAAACCCCAUAAUGUCAUGAUUGAUCAUGAGCACAGAAAGCUACGGCUAAUAGACUGGGGUUUAGCUGAGUUUUACCAUCCUGGCCAAGAAUAUAAUGUCCGAGUUGCUUCUCGAUACUUCAAAGGUCCAGAACUACUUGUAGAUUAUCAGAUGUAUGAUUAUAGUUUGGAUAUGUGGAGCUUGGGUUGUAUGCUGGCAAGUAUGAUCUUCCGGAAGGAGCCAUUUUUCCAUGGACAUGACAAUUAUGAUCAGUUGGUGAGGAUAGCCAAGGUUCUGGGAACAGAAGAUUUAUAUGACUAUAUUGACAAAUACAACAUUGAGUUAGAUCCACGUUUCAACGAUAUCUUGGGCAGACACUCUCGUAAGCGAUGGGAACGCUUUGUCCACAGCGAAAACCAACACCUUGUCAGUCCUGAGGCCUUGGAUUUUCUGGACAAGCUGCUGCGAUAUGACCACCAGUCCCGGCUCACUGCAAGAGAGGCCAUGGAGCACCCUUAUUUCUACACUGUUGUGAAGGACCAGGCUCGAAUGACUUCGUCUAAUAUGGCAGGGGCCAGUACACCUGUCAGCAGCGCCAAUAUGAUGUCAGGGAUUUCUUCAGUGCCAACCCCUUCACCCCUUGGACCUCUGGCAGGCUCACCAGUGAUUGCUGCUGCCAACCCCUUGGGAUACCUGUUCCAGCUGCCGCUGGCGCUCAGCAGUAAUGACCCCCAUCUAUAUCCUGAUGCCCGAGCAGAGGUGGGGAAGUCCACCUUCUCCUUGACGCAGCUUGCGCCUGGUUGGGAGGGGUGAGAACACUGCAGAAGCACCGUGUCUGAACCGUUGCUUGUGGAUUUAGUAGUUGAGUCAUAAAAAAAAAAAAAUUAUAAUAGGCUGAUUUUCUUCUUUUUUUUCCUUUUUUUUUAAUCUCUUUUUUUUAUUUUUUUUUUUUUAUUUUAACUUGGACUUUUCAUAACUCAGGGGAUUCCCUGAAAAAAUUACCUGCAGGUGGAAUAUUUCAUGGACAAAAUUUUUUUUCUCCCCUUCCUUCCAAAUUCAAUUCAUUACCACUAAAGAACAAAGAUAAACUGGCCUCAGUCCCAGCUGCUGCGUUUGGGUGGAGAUUUCUUCCCCUUCCCACAUUACUCUCCCACAUCAUACACUCUUGGGAGUUGUAUCUCAUGCUGUUCUCCAGAGAUCAUAAAAUAUAGCUUAUUAAGGGAGGUGGGAAGGGAAAAGGCAGAGAGGACCCAGUCCAUCCUAAAACACUGUUCUACUGGUCAUUUCAUCACUUCUCUCCAGGACUGCGUCUGUGGUUUUCUGGCUCUGGUGGAGGUGGAUCUGUCUCAGUUACAUCAGAAUGUUAAAAGUCUACCCAGCUUGCAGACAGAUCCAAAAGUUUUUUUUCUUUUUCUUUUUUUUUUUUUUUUUUUUUUUUUUUUCUGAAUGAAUCAUGUCUUAUUCCUAACCCUCAGUCAUUUUAAUUUUAGGUUAGUUUAAAUUUGUGGUACUUUCCCUUCCAUGCUCCUACUUUGGUCUUUCCCUUUUCAUCUCCUGACAUGCUGUACUUCAUAGCUAAUAGGAGAGGGAAGGCAAAAUCUUUUUGUUUUCUUUGACUUGGCCAUUUUGAAGUCAGUUAGUUACUGGGCAUAAUUUAUUGCUUUUUAAAAAAGAAAUAUUAUCCAUAUAAAUUUCAUGCUAGCAUUCUUAAGAGCUAACGGGUGAUGUGGCCAUACUGGGUUCAUUUUAAGCUUUGUACCUUUUCCUCCUCCUUUCUUCUCCUUUUUUCACAUGCCAUCUUGUGAGGAAACCUGCUCUCAGAGUUGUAAGUGUAUCUGAGAGGCAGCCACAGAGCCACCAUCUCCAGUGAACCAGAAAUGGUGACCUGUAAUUGUGGGAAACUAUCAGUUCUCCUGUUAUGGCCCUGCCAUCCCUUGCUGUGUGUAUAUAUAUAAUACUUUGUCCUUCAUAUGUGAAAGAUCCAGUGUUGGAAUUCUUUGGUGUAAAUAAACGUUUGGUUUUAUUUAUCAAGGUUAGAUUUAAGUUCCCUGUGUAAAGGUCUCGCUGGGUGGGUGUCUCACAUUCAAACCUGAAGCGACUACAGCCCAUACCAUGGAAGCUUCCCAAGGCCCUCAUUUUUAUACACCCCUUCAUUCGACCCAUGGUACUGGGCAGGGCAGAGAGGCCUUAAAAAAAAGCACCACAAGCCAAAGCGUCUCUGGGGAUUAAGGAUCCUUUGCCAUAAAACUCAUUCUGUGUCUCAGCAUUGCAGGGAUUGGGGAUAGGAAAAGUUGCCAGUUUUGUGUGUUUGUGUGUGUAUAAAGUGGACUUUCCACUGUAAUCCAACCACCUAAGUUUAUCAGGUGCUUCACUGAGGAAGCCUAGUUUUUUAAGCACAAUAGCAAAACAUCAGCUCUGUAUUUUCUCCUGUUAUUUCAUUACAGUAGCUGCCUGUGGGGACUAGGAAAAAAAUCUUCCAACAUAUUUUAAGGCCUAAACUCUUAGUUCCCCAUUCUCCUACCUUUAUAGAUUCAUAAGCCUUUCUCACCUGACAUCAUAGAUAAAACAUAAUUGUUUGGGGAGUUGAAUUUAAUUAACUUACCUAACUUUGUAGCCCAUCUUGGCUUUAGUAACUUUAUCAAGGUGGUGGCUUUAGCGAAAGUAAUGAUGUAGAGGAUGCUAAUGCCUUUCUUAAUGUUUCUCAACCAUAGGGAGAGCUAAAAAGAAAACUUUCUGACUGCAGAGUGAUUUUCUUCUUUUUGGCCACUUGCAGUGACUAUUUAUUGUACUUGAUUCCUGUAUGCCCUAGCGUGCUGUGAGGGUUACCAUGUUGGAUUUGAGCAGAGCUGAAAGCGCCAGGUGUACCAGAGAUGCGGUUUGUGAUUAUGUUUGCACUGGAUCGUGAUUUGAAAAAGACACUUAGACUGAUGAUUUCUUUCUUUUGAGGUGGAGAGGAAGGUUGUAGAUCAGGACUCCACACUCUUCUUACAGCUCAGAAAUUGAGGUGUGUCUGAGGCUGGUGUGGACAGCUGCAGAUAGCUGAGCCUCCUCACACUCAUCAGAUCUUUGCAAGAGCCGAGGGUGAAUGCAGAGGACUCAUAAGUGCCACCUAAGAGCCUUUUAAAACAAAUAGAAGUUUUGAAGAAACAAGGAGUCACUGCAGAAAUGUGGAGAGUUUUAAAAGACCUGAAUGGGUAGGGAUAGGGAGGGUCAGGGUUUACAGAGUAACAACUUCUGUGUUGUAAAUUACCUCAUCUGUACACCUUGUAUUGGGACACUAUUUCUCAGCACUUCCUGUGUCUGCAUUGCUUAGAUGACAGGAAAUGGAUGCCAAUAUAAAACAGCUGUGUUGGCAGUUACUCUGAAAGUAUUUUUUAACUUUGUUUUGAAGUGUGCCCUUCCCCCUUUAAGUUUAAAGUCAGAAUUCCCCUUCUUGAUUUAUGUUGUAAUUGUAUUGUAAUUGGUAUGACUAAGACAUAACUGUGCUGGGAAGAAGUUGUGCCAUGAAGGUCUUUAAUUUUUUUUUAAAUAAAAACAUUUAAAUAAAUGAAA